GUCUUUGUGGGCAGCAUGUAUAUGUAUACGAAUGAGAGAAAGGUGCGUAUAAAAUUGCGGUUGUCCUUUUGCAGUGAACUCCGAGAGUUUGAUGAGCAGUUGAUGACGCUGGCUAGUCUUGGUGGGCCUUCACCAGGUCCUGGACCUGGUAGUCCCAGAGAUAGUAGCCCUGAUGAUGUUGGAGGUACAGGAGGGUACUGCCCUGGCUGUAGCUCUCGCAGGGGCUGUCCAUGUGAUGAGUGUGCUGUCACUCAUCUCCUGACCUGUGGUGGCCUCAUCACACCACCCGACUCCCCAGGCCCACUGUACAGUCAUAAAGUGGAUGUCAUACAAGAGUAUCGCGUCGAGGGCGAGGGCAGUGAGCAGCCCCCAGAAUCUCCAUUAGAACCUGAUGUUGUGGGUGAAGGUGCAAUUGGAGGAGGAGGAGAUACAGAUGGCACAGAGUUAGCUUCAGCUCAGCAGCAGAGUUGCGAGUGUCAUGUGUGUACUGCCCCACUCAUGACUCCUAACCCAUAUUCUACAUUGUAA
Molecule: messenger RNA, 528 nt
Organism: Zootermopsis nevadensis
Lineage: Eukaryota; Metazoa; Arthropoda; Insecta; Blattodea; Termopsidae
Source: RefSeq, a predicted model, not a curated record